CAUUUUCUGUCAUUCCCCCGGCUUUGUUCGGCAUUCAGAUACAGUAUCUCCCUUAGCAUCGUCGAAAUGGCAACGCGAAUUGACAAAGAGGCUUGCAGAGAAGCAUACAAUCUGGUGAGAGACGACACCUCCGAUAUUUGCUGGGCAUCUUUUAAGUAUGAUGGCUCUACCAUUGUACCAGCUGGUCAUGGAUCCGACUACGAAGAAUUCAAGAGUCAGUGUGCAGAUGACAACCGUCUCUUCGGGUUUGUAAGGAUCACUACGGGUGAUGCCAUGAGCAAGCGUGCCAAAUUCACCCUCAUCACCUGGAUUGGCGAAAACGUCAGCGGACUGCAAAGAGCCAAGAUUAGCACUGACAAGACACUGGUAAAAGACAUCGUGCAGAACUUUGCCAAGGAGUUCAUGAUAAGUGAUCCCAGAGAGCUGGAGGAGGAUUAUCUCCGCAGCGAGCUGAAAAAGGCCGGCGGGGCCAACUACGACGCCCAGGCCGAAUAGAACUUGGGGGCGGGUUUCCAUAGGGUUGGAGGAGAAGGAAGAGGAAAACGUCAUCUCAUACACAUGCACAUACACACAGACAAACAUAAAUAUACAUACCUCACCCCUCUUGCCAGUCUGGUCAUGGUUGAUUUAUCUAUCUACUGUACUGUGCAUCAUCUCAAAGUCGUCUCUGCUAGUGCUAUGAGGUUCUCUUUUUCUUCAGGGGCAUUUUUGUAACCGUAGUUUCUGACGAUGCUCCUUUUGGCUCGGAGUUGUCAUCACUGUGAUCAAUGAAUCAAUGGAGUCCAGCAUUGUUUUCUAAGGGGUUUAUUAUAAAUCUUCAUCUCCCCGCUGAAUACAGACCACUGUGUUUACUGUCUCGAUCUCCCAUGGAGAGGAAGACAUCAUGGAAUGUGUGCAUUUGUGUAUGUAUGCGUUUGCAGACACUGCACUGUGACUGGCUAUCUUGCAUGCAGGGGGAGGAGUCUUAAAGGAUCUCGUAGCUCUGAUUGGCUGUUUCGCACUCUCCACCCAAACAAGGAGCAGUCAUUUUUCUAGAGUAGACUUUAUCUUGGUUUAAAUAAAUUAAAUUAAAAUUAAACACAACCUGUGGUUCAUCCUUUAAAAUAAAAAUGCCUCCCAAGCCAAGAAAAGAAAUAAGAUGGUCACAAAAGCAAUCAUGUCAGAAUAAAAUUGUUUUUUUCAA
This is a messenger RNA of Carassius gibelio (silver crucian carp), 1183 nucleotides long. RefSeq names its product coactosin-like protein. Gene Ontology annotation, cellular component: site of polarized growth; cortical actin cytoskeleton; actin filament. The record is from RefSeq and is a predicted model, not a curated record. Gene Ontology annotation, molecular function: actin filament binding. The transcript is spliced from 4 exons. Gene Ontology annotation, biological process: regulation of actin filament polymerization. Lineage: Eukaryota; Metazoa; Chordata; Actinopteri; Cypriniformes; Cyprinidae. Bases 67 to 495 code for a protein of 142 amino acids.